AUGUCCAAAGCUCUUUGUCCAUCGUCGACAACGUCCGAGGCGUUGCCUCACGCUACCAUGAACGACCUGCAAGACCAAAUGAAUCGAGUCCCCUCGCUGGUGUACCUGUGUCAACGAGUCGCUGGCCAGCACACUGAUCUGAUCACCAGUCUCGGGGAAUGGACUCGCUAUGACUUGGUGAGACCAAUCCUGGAGAAAUGUAACGUUGACCAGCUGUUGAGGCUAGAAGGAGCCUCGCCGCACUUGCAAUCUGGUACGCCAGACAUUUGGAAGUCCCUUUGCUUCCAAAAAUACCGGAUGCUAGCAGAAGAACAUUACUCUAUAGACGACCAACCUGAGGAACCAGACUCAUGGAAACGCCGUUAUUUCUUUUUGCAAGAUGCUGAGACAAGAAGAUUCGAAGAAAUCGGUUCGAAAAUUCGUUCUCAACGCAUGGAGGCAGAUGUACGCAAGAAAGAAAGAGAGGUGAGAUUCACCGAUCGCGUGCCGCCUCCGAAACGUCCCCGAACGGGUGGUUGGGGUCUACCGUCCCAACCCAAGACUCUGUUUCAAAAGGCUCGAGGAGAAGCUUCCAAAAUACAAAAAGCCUUUUACAGCGCUCGGUCCUUACCUCCCAUGCCAACCGGUAAAACACAUCGAGUUCUUGCAAAGCCCGAUGAUUCGAUUCUUCCGCCGCUGCCCAACUCGACAGUGCCAAGUCGAGUUACAGUCAGAACUGUUACGGUCCAAGUCCCAGUGCAGCGCCGUUUACAAGCCACUGCUUCCAGUUCAAUGACCGCUUCCAGUCCAAGUUCAUCUUCAAGUAGGACGCCAGUAUCAUCAUCUAGCUCGUCGCGGACCACAACGCCAUCUGGCUCACCUCCUGCGCCCUCAAUAUCAAGGGGUCUGACCCAACUUCACCUUGAUACGCCUCGAUCAAAGGAUCACAGCAAAUCUAAAGGCGAAAUUGCCAAGGUUACCCCGAGAGUCCCGCCCGCGGUUCCUGCCAAUGCGCCUCCACCGCCCACGCGUCUGCUUAAAUCACCUGCACCGCUGAAGAAGGAUCCUAUGGCAUCUCUCUUCGUUCCGAAACAUCGGGCAUAUUCGCAACGACCUGUGCGCUGA
Messenger RNA from Coprinopsis cinerea okayama7#130, 1104 nucleotides. RefSeq lists its product as hypothetical. Gene Ontology annotation, biological process: transcription elongation by RNA polymerase II. The record is from RefSeq and is a predicted model, not a curated record. The transcript is spliced from 7 exons. Lineage: Eukaryota; Fungi; Basidiomycota; Agaricomycetes; Agaricales; Psathyrellaceae. Bases 1 to 1104 code for a protein of 367 amino acids. Gene Ontology annotation, cellular component: elongin complex; nucleus.